Macrosiphum euphorbiae (potato aphid) is the source of this 963-nucleotide messenger RNA. NCBI's taxonomy places the organism in Eukaryota, Metazoa, Arthropoda, Insecta, Hemiptera, Aphididae. The record is from the annotation of a GenBank genome assembly.
AUGCCAUCAACAUUUUUAAACACUUCCCCAAUUUAUAAUGUAGAAAACAGUGAUAAUAUCAGUAAUACAAUAGGGUCCUAUAAGAAAAAUGUUCUAGACAAAUCUAAUUCAUAUUUUGAACAGUUGGAAAAUAUCUUAUCAAAGAAAAAUAUAAAAUCACCUUCUAAUAAUUAUAUCAAUUCCCUAGUAAACAUAAAAGAACCUAUUGAUUUAACUACAUGUUUAUCAAGUGAAUACACACAUACUUCAUUUAGGCCUUAUAGUUCUCAAAUUGAAACUGUUCAACUACCUAUUACAUCAGAAAUAACUACAUCAAAUGAAAAUGAUGAUGAUCAAAAUAAAUCAGCCUUUGAACAAAUAAUUGACGAUCCGUGGAUGGACUAUAAUGAUUGGCAACCAUAUAAUAUUAGUCCUCAAUAUGUGUCACCAGUUUUAUCGGAGAAAAAUUCUUUGGUCUUAGUUAAUGACUCUGAAGUAUUAUCAACACCCCAAAAUAUUGUAAAUCAUAUUAAUAUGGAUUUACAAACUUCUCCACCAACUAUUUCAAGUAAUGUUGAUAUAGUAAAUCAUCAAAUAAAAAAUGCAGUAACACCAAAUAAAUACGGCAGUAGAAUAAGUACUCCAAAGAGUUUACGCAGGGUUCAAUCAGAAUCUAUCAUUGGAACUAAUGGACAAAUAACACCUUUGCCAAAUUAUAGUGCAAUGAAAACACCAGAUUUAAGAAAAGAAUUUGAACGUUAUGGCCUUAAAGAUCUCGGAAGGCGCAAAGGAAAGCUUAUAUUAAGACAUAUCUAUGAUGUAACUCAUCCCAAAUAUGUUUCUGAAGAAGCAAAAUGUGUUGGAGACUCUGAACAGUAUUCUGAUUCUUCAGAUAGUUCAGAACAUGGAAUGCCUUAUUAUGAAGCUGGAGAUUACGACGAAUUGGAAAUAGUCAAACAAAUUUAUCAAAUAAAAUUUCAAUAG